GUAGUAUAUAGUUGUACCAUUACUUUAGAAAAACACAUAAAGUCGUACGCGUUUCGUUUCUGAGGUUUCCGACGUUUCCGUAGUGCAGAAAACCGCAGUAGAUUUGUAGAUGCAGCUGUAGUGGUUGUGAAUACUCCUAGUACUGUUUGAUCUCUUUCGCGGAAUGUCGACAUUUCCAAUUUACAUAGUUGAUAGAGCAUAGAAAAAAUAUGGAAGCUGACAAAAUUUCAAUUUUAGAAAAAUUGGUUUCUGCUUUAGAAUUAAAAGUAUAUGGUACAAAUAAAGAGGUACCAACUUCUCUGCCAAGUGGUAGCCUUCUUGAUGAAGUUAAACAAGUUGACAAUAACAUUGGUAAUGCAUGUAUUGGUCACCCAUAUGCUACUGCAUUACUCAGUCAUGUAAAACUUUUGGACAAGUUGAUGGAUCCUUUUUAUGAAGACUAUCAAACUGAAUUAUCUAAAAGAGAAGUUAUACUUUCUGCUGAAUCUGAAAUAGUUAAAUAUGCUCAACAACUUCAACAGCUUAAUGAAAAAUGGCCUGCUCUAAAUGAUAAGUAUUACAGUGAAAUAGACAAGCAUACUGAAGAAAUUGAAAAAUUGGUUGAGAAUGAACGAAAACAACAUGAAUUAAUUAAAGAACAAACCGAGCACAUAAAUACGUUAUUAUUCAGGUACGAACAAGUUAUGUUAAAAUUUUCAAUGGCGUUUGAUACGUUAGAAAAAGAAAUUACAGUAUUAGAGUAUAAAACUUCAAAAAAAACAGAAGAAGAUAAUGAGGAUGAUAAAUAAUUCAAAUGCUAUACAUUGUUUACAUUAAAAUUAUAAUUAUUUAUCUCCAGUAACAUAUUUGUAUAUAUUAUAACUUGUUAA
Molecule: messenger RNA, 869 nt
Organism: Rhopalosiphum maidis (corn leaf aphid)
Lineage: Eukaryota; Metazoa; Arthropoda; Insecta; Hemiptera; Aphididae
Exons: 3
Coding region: 210-788 (192 amino acids)
Biological process (GO): cytoskeleton-dependent cytokinesis
Cellular component (GO): dynactin complex
Source: RefSeq, a predicted model, not a curated record